Manis javanica (Malayan pangolin) is the source of this 813-nucleotide messenger RNA. Lineage: Eukaryota; Metazoa; Chordata; Mammalia; Pholidota; Manidae. The record is from RefSeq and is a predicted model, not a curated record.
AUGUCCCCCUCCCCCAGCACACCCCACACACUCUCAGAAGCAGCCCAGACAGUCACGCCCACCGCCAGCACCAAAGCGUGUGUGAAGCCAGCAGUGGCCAGGAGGAUCUUUGGUGGACAGAACGCACCUGACUGGUGAUGGCCGUGGCAGGCCAGCCUCCUCUACCGCGGCAGGCACAUCUGCAGAGCCACCCUCAUCGACGCCUUCUGGGUGGUCUCAGCGGCCCACGGCUUCCAAAAGUCCCACGAUGCAUCAGACUACUGGAUCCUGCUUGGGUACCAUCAGCUGCGAAAUCCCACUGAGCACAGCCUGCAUGCGGCAGUGAAUAACCUGAUCAUCCACGCGGAGUUUAACAAGCCCUACUUCAUGGCGAGGGACAUUGCCCUGUUGCAACUGCACCUGGCUGUGAAUUUUACUCCCUACAUGCUCCCUGCCUGCCUCCCAGGGCCUAGCUUGCACAUACGUAUUCAUACCACCUGCUGGACCACCGGCUGGGGUAUGUGCACUGAGACCGAAUUCCUGCCUGCGCCCUUACAGUUGCAGGAGGGAAAGGUUGGCAUCAUGGACCCCAACAUCUGCAGCAUGUAUUUCCGACCGCCCGACUCCACCAGCAGCCAGUAUGCUGUGUGCCGGGGACCUCUUGAUGGGAAAGUCCACUUGCCAAAUGGCGCAUCCCACACGCAGCUCGCACUGUUGGCCGCGUCGCUGUGGAGUGCCCCGCUGCGUGAACAUCCUGUGAUCCUCUUCAUCCACUCUGGCUCCGGGCACGUUUGGGUAGUUCCCACUGGAGACCGUUGCAAAGCCCUGCUGUGA